Molecule: messenger RNA, 646 nt
Organism: Geodia barretti
Lineage: Eukaryota; Metazoa; Porifera; Demospongiae; Tetractinellida; Geodiidae
Source: the annotation of a GenBank genome assembly
AUCGCUCUAGACCCCCUCGACCCACAACCACACAGUCUAGCUAUACUUCGCAAUCAAGAUGAUCGCAGCGGCAGUUUUCGUCCUUUUCUGCGCCUUUUCCCAGAUGUCUCUCACCACUUCGAUGCCCACACGAAGGCAGGCGACAUUCAGUUACAUAUUUUCCAGGCAAACGUUAAAAUUCGUGCGCUUUCUGGAAGACGGAACAUUACUCGCAAAUGGACAACCCGGUCACCCUGAGACCCAGAUCAAAGUCCAAUACCUUGCCAAUGGCCAAGUGAGAAUCCAGUACAUGAUGAACACUAAAGAUUGCUACCUUGUGUUUGAGAACGGACAGUUUCGCGGUUCAACCCCAGUAGCGGGAAAUGAAAUCUUCGAGUUGGUCCAACAUGACAGUUUCCAAAGUCUGCGACUUGUCAACUACAUGGUCGAAGAAGAAGCGAGUUCAGGUUCAGGUGCAGAGGAGACCGAGGAACCAGCAAGCGAAGAACCAACUGGCACCACUGAGGCAGUUGAAGAACCAACUAGUACCACUGAGGCAGUUGAAGAACCAACUGGUACCACUGAGGCAACCGAGGAGCUAACUGGUACAACAAAACCAAGCCAAACACCGACAGCUACAGUAUGUUACCUUGGAUUUCCAGAUGGG